AUGUGCGGUGACAACAGCCCUUCGCCUGCGGCCGAUGCUGCCUCGGCUCCUGUUCAAGCCAACAACCCUAUCCAGAUUGUCCCUGAUGAGGCUAUAACCGACGACGUGUCGGCGAUUGGAGAGAGCAUCGCAUCUUCCAGCGCUAGCGUAUCUAGCUCGGUCCUUGAGUACCGUUACGAGAACGGUCGGACUUACCACAAGUACAAGGAUGGCAAAUACAUGUUACCCAACGACGAACUUGAAAAUGACCGACUUGACUUGCAACACAACCUGUUCCUGUUGACUUUUGACAACGCGCUUGGGCUUGCUCCCCCUUGCCAAAAGGAUUCCUCGGUGAAGCGCGUCCUCGACGUUGGUACAGGCACAGGAAUUUGGGCUAUUGAUUUCGGGGAAGAUCACCCGGAUGCUGAGGUCCUCGGCAUGGAUCUUUCACACUCGAUGCCCGAAUACGUUCCUCCCAAUGUCAAAUUCGAGAUUGACGAUUUGGAAGAGGAGUGGGUUUAUUCGCGACCGUUCGAUUACAUCCACAGUCGAAUGAUGAAUUCCUCGAUUAGCGAUUGGAAGGUAUAUCUUCAGAAAGCAUACAACCAUCUCACCCCUGGUGGCUAUUUCGAGCUACAAGAGGGUGAUCUUAUCCCGCAUUCCGACGAUGGCACUCUCAAGCCGCACCAUGCACUGUCAAGAUGUACUGACCUGAUGAUCGAGGCUGGCAUCAUUUUCGGACGCCCUUGGAAAGAGAUUUCUGCGCUUACCAAAACCAUGGAAGAGGUUGGGUUCGUUGACGUGGAGAUGCAUGUUUUCAAGUGGCCCUCAAAUGGGUGGCCUAAGGAUCCUAAGUACAAGGAGUUAGGACUCUGGAACAACGAGAACCUCUGUUCUGGCUUCGAAGCACUGUGUAUGGCACCUUUUACUCGAGCCCACGGGUGGACGAGAGAGGAAGUCCUUGUGUUCAUGGCAGAGGUGCGGAAGGACUUCAGAGACAGAUCUAUUCACGCCUACUGGCCUAUCUACUCUUUGUAUGGAAGAAAGCCAACGGAGGAGAAUACCGAGAAGUAG
This is a messenger RNA of Colletotrichum aenigma, 1056 nucleotides long. Its product is annotated as Secondary metabolism regulator LAE1. NCBI's taxonomy places the organism in Eukaryota, Fungi, Ascomycota, Sordariomycetes, Glomerellales, Glomerellaceae. The coding region runs from base 1 to 1056 and encodes 351 amino acids. The record is from RefSeq and is a predicted model, not a curated record. Gene Ontology annotation, molecular function: methyltransferase activity. The transcript is spliced from 9 exons.